Benincasa hispida (wax gourd) is the source of this 1610-nucleotide messenger RNA. The record is from RefSeq and is a predicted model, not a curated record. Lineage: Eukaryota; Viridiplantae; Streptophyta; Magnoliopsida; Cucurbitales; Cucurbitaceae.
AUGGCCGAGACUACUGGAAGGAUUCCUCUUUGGAUAAUAGGUACUGUAACUGGUAUUCCUGUGAUCGUAUGGCUCGAGGAUUCUACCACUGUGUUCUCUAUUGCGAUAUUUCUUGAUCUUUCUACUACUACGCCCUGUCUUAUCUUAUUUUGGGACCGCGGAUUUCUUGACUUCUUUCUGGGGACCUUCUCUUUUUCGGGAUCGUCGGGAUGGAUAGCUGGUCAUGGUAACCAAGGCGACACCUCUUCUGAGUGGUUUACUUAUACAGAAGAUUUUUCUUAUACAGAAGAAGAAUCGGCCAGUUCCGGGCGUAGUAGAAGUACCUCGUCGGUCAAUCAACCGGAACAAGCUGGGCCUUCCAAUGCCGUACCCGCCCCCCAACCCGCCGCUGCCCCAGCAGCUCAACAACGGAAUCACCUGGAUCAACCAAAUGGUGAAGGUGGGAAUCCAUUGGAUGCUGAAAGGGAGGCUAGGGCACAAGAAGAGGACGCCCGCAUCUAUGCCGCGAUUGAGGCUAUCACGAACGCCUGCGAGAAUGAGGAGGCGACCAUGGUACGCCGAGCCCACAGGAUCUUGCAUGAGCGUGGGCUCAGGCUCGAAGAUCCGGAGGAUGUCAAGCGUGCUCUCCAGUUGGCUCUCAUGACGACUGGGAGCACGAUAUCGAUGACCGUCUGCGGCAUUUCCGUGUGCUCAGACGCGACUUCGAACAUCGCGCUGUUCUCGAUGGAAUAUUUUCAUUGAUGAGCUCAGGGGCUUGGGAAACCCGCAGGUCAACCCCCGACAUUAUAUCGACUAGAAGUAGAAGACGGCCUCUCUCGGGAAACAUGGCCUAAUUUCUCUUCUUUUUUCGGGGGCCCAGAACGCUAAAAGGUGGGGGAGAAGCAAGCCGAACCUCUGAUCGACCUGGAAACAUCACAAAUUCUCGGCGUCGAGAGAGAUUUGAGAUUCCGUAAUAACUCAGCGAGUGCUUUCUAAGAAAGGGCUUGACUUGGAAGAAGAAAAUGAAAUACGAACAACCGCGCUGGUCGUAAUAGAUCGACUUUCAUGCUAGUUCUUGCUCCAGCAUGAAAGUUCCAUUUCAGGGAAGGACGACGUACCAUGAUACUUUCCGUUUUGUCGAGCCCAGCUUUGGUCUCUGGUUUGAUGUUUGUACGUGCUAAAAAUCCGGUACAUUCCGUUUUGUUUCCCAUCCCAGUCUUUCGCAACACUUCAGGUUUACUUCUUUUGUUAGGUCUCGACUUCUUCGCUAUGAUCUUCCCAGUAGUUCAUAUAGGAGCUAUAGCCGUUUCAUUCCUAUUCGUUGUUAUGAUGUUCCAUAUUCAAAUAGCGGAGAUUCACGAAGAAGUCUUGCGCUAUUUACCAGUGAGUGUAUUAUUGGACUGAUCUUUUGGUGGGAAAUGUUCUUCAUUUUAGAUAAUGAAACCAUUCCAUUACUACCAACCCAAAGAAAUACGACCUCUCUUAGAUAUACGGUUUAUGCCGGAAAGGUACGAAGUUGGACUAAUUUGGAAACAUUGGGCAAUUUACUUUAUACCUACUAUUCCGUCUGGUUUUUGGUUUCUAGUCUGAUUUUAUUAGUAGCCAUGAUUGGGGCUAUAGUACUGACUAUG